This is a messenger RNA of Chelmon rostratus (copperband butterflyfish), 5335 nucleotides long. RefSeq names its product protein phosphatase 1 regulatory subunit 3C-B-like. Gene Ontology annotation, biological process: regulation of glycogen biosynthetic process. The record is from RefSeq and is a predicted model, not a curated record. Bases 153 to 1208 code for a protein of 351 amino acids. Gene Ontology annotation, molecular function: glycogen binding; protein phosphatase 1 binding. The transcript is spliced from 3 exons. Lineage: Eukaryota; Metazoa; Chordata; Actinopteri; Chaetodontiformes; Chaetodontidae. Gene Ontology annotation, cellular component: protein phosphatase type 1 complex.
GCCAGCGGCAUUUCCACUUCAAAAACUAAAAGACGAAAAUUGAGAUUAAAGAAAAGACGAAGAAUCGCGUCGCGCUCGCUGUCGUGGUCUGUGGUGGUCUGUGCUGGACUGAGGUGGAUUCUACCGGAGUCUACAGAGAGUGAAACUUUUCAAUGAACUGCACCAGGGUCCUCCACGUCCUGAGCCCUUGCCCCGGCGGUCCAUCUCCCAUCAUGCCCGUCGACAUGGCUGUAAGGAUCUGUCUGGCCAGCUCUCCUCCGCUGCGCUCCUUUCUCAGUAACUAUGACAACCGCUGUUCUUCAUCAGCGGCCACUCUGUUGAAGCGUUGUGAACCGCUGCGACCCUGUCUGUCCUCCAUUCACUGUGGCGACGCCUUCGGUAACAACGUCAGCGCGGCGACCACGGCCUCGACGUCAGCGAGCGCAGAGAUCAGCAGCGGCCCGGCGUGGCUGAAGAAGAAGAAGAAGAAGAAGAACGUGGUGUUUGCAGACUCUCAGGGCCUCGCGCUCACCGCCGUCCACAUCUUCAACGAGGCCGAGGACUACGCACUUACCGAGCUGCAGUUCCACCUGAUGGAGAUAGAGGGCGCCACAGCCGGACUACACCUGGGAGAUGACAAAGAAGCUGCAGAUUGUGGUUCAGGCCUGGUUCUGGACUUCAUCCAACCGGCUGAAGACUAUCUGGACCUGAGGAACCGGCUCAAAGCCCAGCAGGUGUGUCUGGAGACCUGUUCUAUAAGGGAGCGUCUGCUCUCAGGCACCGUUCAGGUCCGAAACCUCUCCUUUGACAAGUCCGUAUCGGUCCGGAUCACCUUUGACUCGUGGCGCUCCUUCCAGGAUGUUCCGUGUCUGUACAUGAACAAUAUCUAUGGCUGCCACGACACCGACACCUUCUCCUUCUCUGUCUCGGUACCAGAGGUGCUCGAGCCCUCCAACACAGUGGAGUUCUGCAUUCAGUACCAGACUCAGGACCACACCUUCUGGGACAACAAUCAGGGGAACAACUACCGGCUGGCGGUGGCGGACCCGAACGGCAGCCCGACCCGGAGCACUGAGAGUACCGUCGGGCUGGAGAUCCAGAGAGGCCGCGGUCGAGAGGAGAGAGAGGAGAUGGAGUUUGAUCCCUUUGGAAGUCCCAGGACUUCAGCAGGGAUCUUCCCUGAGUGGCAGAGCUGGGGUCGAGUUGAGACUAGCGCCCCCUACUGGUGAGGCCACCACAGGACAUGUUUUUAUUGUUGCACUCACUCUGUGAUUUUUUUCCCAAGAUGUAAGAGAUUCACAGGACCCUCACAUGAGCACUGAAAGACUGCAUUAUAUCCACUGAAGGUUUUCCAGGCGUGUUGGUAGGAUACACUACGGAUCGCUCUCACUCCAGUCACUUUAGCUGCCCUAACGUUAACCAUUUAGAGUCGUUAUGAAAGACGAGCUUUAACAUCUGGCAUCUGUCUGGAGAGUGGACGGACUCAGGACAAAAGCCGGUUCAGCGUUCAGUCGAAAUGUCUCGGCCCAACACUCGUGAUGAAUGAAGCCCCAGGAUCUGCGCAAGUGGUUCUGAGUGCUGACACUGGGCCAAAAGUGGCCUGAAUACUGCACACCGGAGCUGAAUCUCAGCUCACAUCUGAGCUCUGCACCCCAGCAAACAACUCCCGCUGCCCUAUAAGAGCCAGGCCUUGCUCGCUUCUGGUCCUCCUGUGCGGGAACGCAGUUUGCAAGGCAUCAGAGAGCUUCGUAUUUUUAAAUAUGCAAGGGUGACGAUGAACUUAGUAGCAUUAAGAUAUUCACCAGAGAAUCAGCAGUCAAAAUAAGGGCUUUUUAAAAGCAUCCAAAGGAUUUGGUGAUCUCUAAGGCUUUAGAAGUCUCACACGGACUCCUAAGUGCUUUCUUAAAACUUCCCAAAGAUCCAUGGGAGGUUUAAGGCCUAACAAAAACCUCCACAAGGCUUCAUUAUAAUUUCUAAAACUUCACAACAUUUUACUCUACAAGCUUUUCACAUGAGUUUUUGAAUGCACUCAUAGUGGUUUGUAUAAAACAUCCAAAGUAUGAAUUAAACAUUUCAAGACUUCAUAUUCUCCAGCAUCACAGUUGAGUUAACAAGUCCUGUUUUUGACAACUGAACAUCGUGAGGACGGUUUAUUCAAGGAGGAUUUAUAGACAUUCAGGUCCAAGGAUGUGACGUGUUCCUCAGCUCUUAUGGGAUUGUUUUUCCUGCAGUUUUCUCAUUGUUUCCUCCGUUUUCCAAGUCCAGACCUCCGUUCUUUCCACCAUAACAGCUGAUUCAUCAUUCUCAACACAAACCCUUUAGGACAUCCAAGUCCUGAAACAGCUGUCACAGAAGACCAGCAGCAUGACUUGAAAUACCAGCCGGAAAACAUUGUGUUCUAAAGAUUCAAGACGCCUGAGAGCAGUCAGACGAUCAGGGUCCAAAAAGAGAGAAAACAGAAACAAAGGAUUAAUUCCAGUUAUAUGUAUUUGCGCUGUGGGCUGAAUAAUGAAAACCCUUCUGCAGACUCUGGUUUAGGGUCGGACACAGUCUUGAAUCCUGCCUGCUUUGAUUCAGUUCAAGGAUCUUAAACAUCAAGACCCUACCCGAAAACCUAACCUGACCCAGUCCGGGUCUGGAGCAGGGUUGAACAUUUGGAUUAAAUCCAGUCACUCACAGACUUGAUUCCUCAAGUGGAUUCUCUGUGGACUUGAGAUGGAUUAUGAAUUGAAGUUCUAAGCGUUAGUUAUACGUUGUAUGUUAAGAUCUGAAAUCUUAUCCCCCCGCUUCAUAUCACCGCUGCAGUCUUUCUGUGAUGACUGUAAGCACCUCAGACAAGUGGUUUGAGGACUCAGCAAGUCCAGAGGGUGAACAUCUGGAGUCAUCCCAACCAGAGAGGUACUUCUGGAGUCCUCUUCUGGUUCAGCAGGAAUGUUUGUGUCCCUGAAGAGCUGUAAGUCAUUUUUAACAUGUCAGUGAUUUGAAGGGGUUUACAACAGGGGAGGGAGCAUUGGUUUUGAAUUGAAUCAAGUUCAGUCUGAAUGUGAGACUAAAAGAAUCUAAACAGACCAAAACUCAGAACCCUACAAGAAACUGCACUUUAGUCAUUAUUGUCCUGUGACCUUUGGCAUCUGCUGUUAGUCAGAAACCAGCACAUGUUAGUUGAUGUAAAUGUUAUUGUUGUUAUUAUUAUCAUUAAUGAUGGUGUCACAGGGUCAUAGUAAUAGUUUUAAUGGCAUCAGGACAAAACCACGGGCCUAUAACCAAUCAGUCAUUUUACAGAAGCAGAUCUUCAUCUUUCUGAAAAUGAACCAAUUGGUCUCUAGCAUGGAAACAGAGCUGUAGUACUGGAGUUUGGUCAUUUCUGUCUUGGGGGUGUUUUGACUCUGACUUUUCUGGAUCUAUUGGGAGUUUUAGCGGACUUGUCAUGGUCUCAUAAUACUCUGACUGUUCCCAGGAUUAAGGAGUUUGACCUGGACAUGACACUUGGGAGUUUUGACUCAAACUUGAAUCUGCCUCAUGGGAGUUUUGACUUGCAUGUGUUUUUAAUUGGAUGUCUUCCUGGGGGUGUUGACUCAGACUUGUGUAGAACCUUGUUUUGUCUGACUCUUGAUUUGGACCCUCCCCCGUUUGGAAUUGGACUUACUGAUGGGAUUAGUUGUUGAUUUUUCUGCACAGCUGGCCAGUUAAAAAGAGUCAUCCUCAAUCAUCCUUCUCUGAUCCGUUAGUUAAAAGAAAUAUUCUGGUGUUUGUCAACCAGUCUUAUAAUUGUGUGCAUUCUGACUAUGGGUCAUGCUAACUUUGCACUCGCCAUGUGAGUAAGAAAAUACAGAGCUUCCCUUUAAAAAUGCUUUUCUUUUAUUGGUCCACAGAUUGAGCUGUCUCAGUCAUUGAAUAUUUAAUGUCAUAAUCAUCGUCAUUAUUUCCCAGGCGGAUUUCAGUAUUGCUGUGUUUGACUGUUAACAUGAUGACAGCAAAUUAUAUUACAGCAUUCAGCUCACAGACUGUUACCAUUGUUCCUCCUGUCAUGUUGAUAUUUUAUUUCCUGAAUCAUGUGAAUGCAGCAUAAAGGGGAAGGUGAGCGGAGAGGUCAGAGGUUAAACGUUAAAGGAGACUGCAGUCUGACAGGUUUGACAGAUGUUGUAUUUCUUUGUUUUUCUUCCUGUUAGCCUAAAAACCCUCAUAUUAGCAUGUGGCUAUAGUAUUUCUGUUCCCCUGGUAACGGGUAGUUAGUGACCUUAGUUGUUCCAGAAUGUUGUUGUCAUGGUAACUGCUGUAGAUAGAGAGCUAAUGAGAAACCUGCACUUCCUGUUAGCUCCUGUAGCCGUACCAGUUUGCCUUUACUAAGACUAAGCUAAGAAACACUUCUAGUGCUCUUACCCUGCGUGUGUGUGUGCGAGUGCGUGUGUGUGUGCGUGCGCGUUGGUUGGUGUAUACAUAAAGCAUGUGACAGGAAGUCUUGCACACUGAACUUAAUGUAAAUUGAAUGUGUUAAAAGUUUUUGUCAGAAGUCGAGAUGGUUGACUGCUGUUAGCCUCGUGCUGCGUUCAUGUCACCUCAGAUUUAUGUAAAUAACAACCAUAGACCUCAGAAACACCUGGUGCCUUAUGGGGAUGAUGACAGGUGGGUUUUCUGGAGUAGCUCAGUCGGUGGGGCACCAAGACCUGCACGGUGCGGGUCAUGUGACCGCUCACAAGGUCAUCUUUUAACAUGCUUACUGCUAGUUCUUUGAACUGUUAUAAUUUUAUCUUAAAGACAUUAUUGACUUACAAACAUUAUUGAUGAUGCCGUACUUUUACUGCAGGACCUGGAAGCUGUUUCCUGUCAUCAUCAGCCUGUAGGAGAUGAUCUGGAUUCUCAGAUGUGCAUUUAACAAUUAAAUAUUUGACCAGGGCAGCGUCUUUCUGCCUGCUCUGAUCUGAGGUCAGUUUUUUUGAACAGUUCUGAAAACACAAAGUCUCACCAGCUUUUCUUCCCGUCAGUUCAAGCAGUGCAUCAGCAGAGAUUGGCUGGAGCUCGGGUCAAAGGUCAUAAAUUUGAACCUCCUGCAAGAACUGAGUUGAAGUUCACUCUUUAUUCUGACGUAACAUGAACGCAACACGUGAGCUAGCCACCAGUCAGUCAGAGUUACCUUGUGCUAACUUAACAGUUGUGAUUAAUGGCAUUUCGCUUGGUUAGCUGCAGGCUAGCCAGCUACUAGCAUUAUCAACUGUACUGUAGCAGGCUGUAUUGUAAAGUGCAAUGGAAUGAAGAUGAAGAUGUAAUGAAUUUCUGAUGUAAACAGGAAGUGAUAUAAGCAGGGAGUGAUUGACUGUCCCUUUUGUGUUUGUCCUUUCAGAAUAAAAGUCUAAUGUUG